AUGUCCUCUAGCAACGCCGCCACGCCUGACCCCAACGCUCCUCCGACUUACGUCGCUGACGCCGUUACGGACCCUGCUGCUGCCAUCAAUGAGCUUCGCUCCAUCCUAUCUACCCUACACACCCACACUCGUGAUGCCUUUGUCGACCGCGAUAACCGUCACAACACCCUCCAAGCCCUUCACAGCAACCUCCAAGCCGUCGUCGAUGCCAUUCCCCCACCUGCUGUUCCGGCUCCCCUUCCUUCUUUGGGACGUCCACCCAAAGGUGCCAAGCUUGGUCAAUUUUUGGGCAAGGUCCAGGACGUCGAGCGAUUCCUCCAAGACCUCAAGGACGACAUCGAGCUUCAAGGUUCCUCGUUUGCUACAGACCGCCAAAAGGUCCUGUAUAUGAUCACUUUCCUUCGCGACACUCAAACGGCUCAUGACUGGGUUGCUGGUACUCGAGUUUCUCACCCCAACUACUUCAACGAUUUCAAAACUUUCACCGAUGCCUUUGAAGCCCACUUCGGCUCUCCUAACAAGGUCGAUGAGGCUCUUUGCAAGCUUAACGCUCUCAAGCAAUCUGGCUCCGCCUCUUCGUAUGCCGCCCGCUUCCGCGAGAUCAGCGCCGCUCUCCCUCAAGAGGAGUUCUUUUUGUCAAAUAUGUUCUUUAACGGACUCAAACAGGAGGUCCAACGUUGGAUUCUCCAGCUCCCUGACGGCAAAAACGGCUCCCUCGACGACUUAGUCACUCGUGCUAUUGACAGCGAUAACCGUCUACACAAAUGGUCUCGCAACACUCGUUCCACCUCAGCCUCCGGCACCUCUCCUAAGCCACCUACCACUUCCACUACUCCUUCGACCUUUCAGACGACCGCCGGCCCUGCCCCCAUGGAGCUUGGCGCUACUUGCAUCAUGAAACCCCUCAAUCCAACCGAGAAGGAACGUUCUCCUCAAAGAGAAGAACAAUUGCAAGGGCAAGGGCUUGGGAAAAGCUACCCCGCAAGCCUAAGCGCCAUAGGCCCCGCGGGUACGUCUCUCUCGGUCACGACUCCUACAUCUCCCGCGCCAAUUGCCAGGACAAGGUCCGAUUCCUGUCGAUCUAGUUGCCCCGCUUCCACAUUUCCGUCUUUAAUUUUAUCGGCCUCUUUCUCUGACCCGCCUCAUUUUUACGUGCCUCUCGUCUUGUCUGUUCCCGGCUCCGAUCCUAUUUCUACUUAUGGAUUUUUGGAUUCUGGUGCUUCUUGUUCUCAUAUUUCUGAAUCUUUUGCCUUGGCUCACUCUCUCCCCACUUGCCGUUUGGAUAUUCCUCAGAUUGUUCAUACUGUAGAUAACCGCCCACUUCUUUCCGGGGCUCUUACGGACAAAUGCCUAGCCACGGUCUCUAUCGGAGACAUUCAUUUUGAACAACUCGCGCUGGGUGUAGUGUCUAUGAGCUACCCUGUUAUUCUUGGUUUUGAUUGGCUUCGCUCUCACAACCCUACCAUCAAUUGGGAGUCUGGUACUCUCACCCUUUCUUGCUGCCGUGUGGACGCACCCGGCCCGCUCGUCAUCCUCUCUGUAGACCCGUCGCUUUUCGUCACCCCCGCCAGUCCCACCCCCGAACCAGGCCACAGCCUAGGUCCCAGUCCUAUUUUUUCCACGCAUAUAGUCUCUGCGGAGACUCCGACGAUCAAACCAAGCCCGGUCGCGUUGCCCCCUUCCCCUUCCGUCGCCCCCUUGGGCCCCAGUCCGUCUCAUAGCGACUCUGCAACCCCUCCCCGUAGCCCCGAUAUUUGGCUAGUUGGCGCAGCCCAAUUUUCAAAGUACGCUUGCCGAUCAGGCAACUUCACUGGACGAAUUUCAUUUUCUCCUAUUCAUUCAAUCUCGUCAGCUUCACCCGCCGAUCCCGCCGCUUCUACCCCUGAAGAUUGCAAGCGCAAGAUUCGCUCUUCCCUCCCAGAACCUUACUGGGACUUUGCCUCGGUUUUCGACCCUGUCAAGGUCGAUACCCUCCCUCCCCGGCGGCCUUACAAUAUGAAAAUUGAUCUUGAAGACGGCAAGACUCCUCCUUUUGGCCCUAUUUAUUUGCUCACUCAAGACAAACGUGCCGCUCUUGCCGACUACAUUGACAAGAAUCUCGCUAAAGGUUUUAUUUGCCGUUCUACCUCUUCGGCCGCCUCCCCUAUCCUCUUCGUCAAACGCAAGUCCGGCAAACUUUGCCUCUGUGUCAACUACCAAGGUCUUAAUGCAAUUACUAAGCGUAACCGUUACCCGUUACCGCUCAUUUCUGACUUGCUCAAUCGGGUCAAUGGUUGCAAGAUAUUCUCGAAAAUCAACUUGAAAAAUGCUUUCAAUCUUAUUCGCAUAGCCGCUGGCGACGAGUGGAAAACCGCUUUUUGCACUAACCUCGGCCUCUUCGAGUACCUUGUUAUGCCAUUUGGGCUCACGAACGCUCCCGCUACUUUCCAGGCACUCAUUCAGGAUGUCUUACGCGACUUACUCGACAUUACUUGCGUUGUCUACCUUGACGACAUUCUUAUUUUCUCUUGCUCCAAGUCUGAACACAUUGACCACGUCCGGGCCGUUCUCAAACGCCUUCAAGCCCACGGACUGUUUGCAAACGCUAAGAAAUGCGAAUUUCAUCGCACCAAAGUUGAGUACCUUGGCUAUCUUAUUACUGUCAAUGGUAUCUCUAUGCACCCUUCAAAGCUUGAAUCUAUCUCUUCCUGGCCUGUCCCUCGCUCCGUCAAGGAUAUUCAGUCCUUCCUUGGUUUUACCAAUUUUUACCGUCGCUUUAUCGCCCAUUACGCCUUGAUCUGCAAGCCGUUGAACAAUCUUACCCACAAGGACGUUCCCCUUGGUCCUCAAGGAUCCCUCACGCUCACAGACAACGCUCUCCGUUCCUUCAAUGACCUCAAAGAGGCCUUCCAAUCCAGGCCGGUCCUUCGUCAUUUCAACCCGGUUCUUCCCUCAACCCUCUUGACCGACGCCUCGGAUUUUGCUAUUUUGGGUAUUCACUGCCAGCCCGACGGGUCCGGCGCCCUUCACCCGGUCGCUUUCUUUUUGCGCAAGCUCACCCCCGCCAAAAUCAAUUACAAGAUUUACGACAAAGAGAUGUUGGCCAUCGUCGAGUCUCUACGCCAUAUGCGCCCCUGGCUCCUUGGCACUUUGACUCCCGUUUCCAUUGUCACCGACCACCGAAACCUCGAGUACUUCAUGUCCACUCGAGUUCUCAACCGCCAACAGGCCCGCUGGUCCCUUUUCCUUGCCGACUUCAAUUUUAGCCUUUCUUAUGCUCCCGGAUCUUGCAAUCCCGCCGAUGCUCCCUCCCGCCGUCCCGACUACGUCCCAAAGGAGGGGGAUAGGACCCUCACGGGCCAGCAGCAGCUCUUGCUUGGUCCUCGACACUUUGCUCCGCUUGCCAACGCCUCUGCGCUGCAUGUAUGCGCGCUUUCCUCGUUCAUUUCAGCCCCUAUUCAUUCCCAGCUUGCUGCUACCUUCUCUGUUGGCGACCCCGAUUUUCUCUCUCGCCUCAAACAGGCAGUCGCUUCCGAUUCUCAAUGGCUUGAGGCCCUCAAAUCCAACGAUCCGGAUUUCCGCUCAGCCAACGGUACUGCUUUACACCGCAACAAGCUCUACGUUCCAGCCCCCCUUCGCGUCGAGGUCUUACGCUCCCGCCACGACGCUAUUCUUGCCGGCCACCCUGGUCGCGCUGGUACCUUCGAGCUCGUUUCUCGCAACUUCUCUUGGCCCGGCCUUUGUUGUUUUGUUCGCGCUUACGUUACCGGUUGCGACCUCUGCGCUCGCACCAAGGCCGAACAACAUCGCCCCUACGGCCUUCUUCAGCCUCUCAAGGUUCCCUCCCGCCCUUGGAAGUCUAUCUCUAUGGAUUUCAUUGUAAAGCUCCCCACCUCUCACGGCUGCGACACUAUUUGGGUCGUUGUCGAUUGCUUUUUGAAGAUGGCUCAUUUUAUUCCCACUGUUGAGACUAUCAAGGCCCCAGACUUGGCUCGACUUUUCCUUCAACACAUCUUCCAAGCUCACGGUCUCCCCGACACUAUCAUUUCCGACCGCGGCUCUAUCUUUGUUUCUCAAUUCUGGACUCGUCUUCACGAACUCAUCGGCGUCCGUCUCAAACAUUCGACUGCCUAUCAUCCUCGCACCAACGGUCAAACCGAGCGCAUCAACCAAAUCCUCAAAGCUUACUUGCGCUGCUACACGUCUUAUCAACAGGAUGACUGGGUCGAUUACUUGCCGCUUGCUGAGUUCGCCUACAACAACCGUACCUUGUCCAGCUCUCAACAAUCCCCCUUUUACGCCAACUACGGCUUCCACCCCACUUUCGAGCCUCGUAUCAACUCCGAUACGACCGUUCCCGCCGCCGAAGACCUCUCCGCUCGUCUUUCCCUCAUCCAUGACGAGCUUCGAGCCAAACUUACUCACUCACAGGCCGACGCCGCCCAGCAAUUCAACCGAUCCGUCAAGCCUGCCCCUAACUUCAUUAUUGGCGAUCGUGUCUGGCUCUUACGCUGCAACAUCAAGACUACUCGCCCAUCUGACAAGCUCAAUUACCGCAAGCUCGGCCCGUUCAAGAUUGUUGCCGCUCGCGGCCCCGUCUCUUUCCAGCUUGAACUUCCGCCUUCUCUCUCUUGUCUUCACCCCGUCUUCCACGUCUCGCUCUUAGAACCUUACCACUCCCCUUCGGACAUUCCUGGUCGUGUCGAACCCGCUCCCCCGCCUGUCUUCCUCGACGGCGACUCUACUCCUUGGCGCGAAGUCGACAAGAUCCUCGACUGUCGCAAAAUCGGCCGUCGCUACGACUACUUUGUGUCUUGGAAAGGGCUUACCCCCGACGAGAACUCUUGGGUCCCGCUCUUGGACAUGUCUACUGGACUUAACGAACUCAUUGAACGAUUUCAUUGCCGUACUACAAAUCGACGACUCCCACGGCCCCCACCACUUCUACUGUACCCUACGAAGCCGCGCGGACCUCCAUCCAACAAUUCUCCGCUCAAUCCUAGCACCCCAGACGACAACGCUGCCGCCCCUUUUGAGCCCGUCCGCUUACCCACUCCUCCUCCUGAGCGACACGUCGGUUACACCCCAGCCACCCAGACGACACUCCGCUCCGGUCGCGUCUCUCACCCUUGUCCUCGACCUGACACCUCUCCUCCGCCUACGAAACGAUCUUCCAAGCGUCUCACAGGUGCUCGACCAUAG
Rhizoctonia solani is the source of this 5181-nucleotide messenger RNA. Its product is annotated as Transposon Tf2-1 polyprotein. Gene Ontology annotation, biological process: DNA integration. The coding region runs from base 1 to 5181 and encodes 1726 amino acids. Gene Ontology annotation, molecular function: nucleic acid binding. NCBI's taxonomy places the organism in Eukaryota, Fungi, Basidiomycota, Agaricomycetes, Cantharellales, Ceratobasidiaceae. The transcript is spliced from 2 exons. The record is from RefSeq and is a predicted model, not a curated record.